This is a messenger RNA of Acipenser ruthenus (sterlet), 637 nucleotides long. RefSeq names its product BTB/POZ domain-containing protein 19-like. Gene Ontology annotation, molecular function: protein binding. Lineage: Eukaryota; Metazoa; Chordata; Actinopteri; Acipenseriformes; Acipenseridae. The record is from RefSeq and is a predicted model, not a curated record. Bases 209 to 604 code for a protein of 131 amino acids. The transcript is spliced from 3 exons.
UUCCAAACGACCAUUCCAAUUAUACUCUAUACUGCGUAAUUCCUCGUUUCUACCCACACCGUGUAGCACAGUAUGUGCAUUUCGCCUUCUCUACGCGUCUUAGCAUCUGCAAUGCGGCUUGUCCCGUCUUUCCUUUCUUAAUAACCCUUUCCUAAUUUCACUCCUGUAGCCCUCUCUCUCUCCCCACUUUUGCUCUCUUUUCCCCGGCAUGGCCUCUACUUGUUCCCAGAUUCCCUCUACUAGCCAGCAAGGAAACACUGCAACAUUCACUGCCGCCCUUCGGAGCCUUGUCAACAACCCCGACUUCAGUGAUGUUAAGUUUGUGGUGGGAAAGGAGCGUCAGGAGGUGUUUGCACACCGCUGUAUUCUUGCCUGCCGCUGUGAGGUUUUCCAUGGGAUGUUCAGCCAGCAACUCCAGUCCGACAGACCCAGGGAACUGAUGGACAUUCCUGUUGUGCUCUCCGACGUGCAGCCCGAGGUUUUCUUGGCUGUGAUUGAGUUUCUAUACACCAACUGUGUAACCUUAAACAAUUGUAUUGCUCUGGAGGUUUUAACUUCAGCUGUGGAAUACGGACUGGAUGAUCUUCGAAAGGUGUGUCUCUAAUUCUGGGUGCAUGAUUCUUACCAUUAGCUCACC